AUGUACAAAGUCAGCAUUGCAACCCCGACUGUCCAAUUCGGCGGCAAUAUCCGAGUCACCUAUCGUUUUGUUCCUCUGCUGAAGGGCCUCACCGUGAAAUCGAUUAGAUCGGGUGUCAUUGAAACGCAUACGGUAUUGAGACCAUAUGCUUCUCGAUCGCGAGAGGUGUUGACCGAUGCAUUUGACCCUCCAACCUGGGAAGAAAUGGAUAUAAGCACCGACGACAGAUGCUGGUAUCAAUGCUCCCGGAUGCUUCAUUUACCAAAGUCUACCCGACAGUGUCUACAAAGCGUCGCGACAACGGUUCUAAAGGUUGGGCAUUCAAUACAAUUUUCAAUCACUCUGUUGAAUCCAGAUGGUCAUCUGUCUUCGAUUCGUCUUUCUCUUCCAAUAGUCAUAAUUUUCUAUCCCUCGACCAGCGCUAGCCUCCAGAUGUUAUCAGACAUUGCGACCUGGGACGAGGAAGAAAACACACUGCCCCAUUAUAGCGACCAUGUCCGUGAUUCGAAGCUUGUCGAAAUAUGCCCAGGCAACCCUUCAACCCCUGCAGGGCCGGGUUCGAACGAAAAGCCUCCAGACUACUCAGUUUCUCACGACGUAUCCGACAUUCCCAGCUAUUGGGAUACUAUCUGA
Aspergillus oryzae RIB40 is the source of this 633-nucleotide messenger RNA. RefSeq names its product arrestin C-terminal domain-containing protein. Lineage: Eukaryota; Fungi; Ascomycota; Eurotiomycetes; Eurotiales; Aspergillaceae. The record is from RefSeq and is a predicted model, not a curated record. Bases 1 to 633 code for a protein of 210 amino acids. The transcript is spliced from 2 exons.